This is a messenger RNA of Trichomonas vaginalis G3, 1875 nucleotides long. RefSeq lists its product as uncharacterized. NCBI's taxonomy places the organism in Eukaryota, Parabasalia, Trichomonadida, Trichomonadidae. The record is from RefSeq and is a predicted model, not a curated record. The transcript has a single exon. The coding region runs from base 1 to 1875 and encodes 624 amino acids.
AUGAACAUCCUAUUUUGUAUUCCAUUAGUCGCAUCAUGGAUUUUUGGGACAUGUCUGAUGAAUUUCCUUCUGCAUGGAAGGAUAAUUAGCCUUGUUAUUCUUGCAGCUGGCUGUUCAUUUGGAGAAAUAUUUUCGGCAUGGAUGUUCUUUAUAUUUUCAUUAUGGUUUGAACCAGAUAUACUACAUUGCAUGAUUCACAGUCUAACAUUGGUUCUUUUCGCAGCUGUUUUUAUGUAUUUAACCCCAAAACAGUACCGCAAACUAGCUUUUCCAAACAAACCAGAGAUACUUUUAGCGAUUGUCAUACCGUCAGUCUUUGUUUCGUUUUUAGAAUAUAUUUCAGUCGCUUAUAAAGAAAAUAAUUUUCGAGGUGCAGCUUAUGGCGAUACGCCAUUCCAUAUGAACAUUAUUUCAUCAUUUGCAUUCGGUUGCAACAAAAAUAGAAAGCGUUUAUUUCAAAUUACAGCUCCAUUUUUUGCAGGCGAAAUUUUAGCUUAUCCAAUCAUACCAAAUUUCUACUCAUCAGUUUUCAUUACAGGGUUCAACGCAAACUUUCAUCAGAGUAUCGUUUAUCCAUCAUUAAUUUUUAUUUGGGCAAUUUUUACUUUAAUUGUUUGUACAACAUACGCAUUUACACGUUCAGUAGCAGCAUGUGCAUUAUCUCCUGUAUUUUUCAUUUUUAUUGGAGGAACAGGAUUUUUAAAUUUAUUCAAAUUAAAAGGAAAAUCCCUCUUUUACACAGACUUCGUUCAUGUACUUGGCAAUGGAAAAUACGGUACUUUCUUCCAUUCUUUAAUUCACGUAAUAUUACCUCAAAGAGCCUCUUUAUUUGCUCUUCCUAUUUGUUGGUCGGUCAUUUAUAUCUUGAGUAUGAUGAAAUCACAGCUCGAUAUCAAAGCUUUUAUUGCAAUUGGCAUUUUAGUUAGUUCAUUACCACAAGUUCAAGGCCAUGCGUUAAUUGCUUUAUUCGAAUUUGGUGUAUGUUAUGCAGUUAUACGAUUCCCAUGGAAAGAUCUUUCAAAAGCCAAAUAUGUAAUAUUAAAUUAUUUGGUUAUGUGUUUCUUUGGCCUUUCACUCGGUUUAUUCCAAUUGAAACCAUAUAUGGGAAGGGUUCAAAAGAAAUUUAUGAGAUUUGAACCAGUUUGGGUCGAAUCUGGAAGACAAUUUAAUUUCUUUUCAUUUUGGUGGCUUGGAUUAGGCUGUUUUGGUGUUAUUGCACUUGCAAAUGGUGUAGUUAUACUAUCAUUAAGGCAAUUUAAAAUAUAUUUCCCUUCAUUAUUUGUAUUUUAUCUUUCAAACGUCAUUGUUUACCAGCCGUGGAACUUAGAUAACACCAAAGUCUUCUAUGCAGCAUUUAUUCCACUUGCUCUGCCUGUUGUCUCCAACUUUUUCGUUUAUAUUUAUAAUCAUUUCAGAAAAAAGUCACUUAUUGUAUUAAUUCCUUUAUUUUUAGGUACAACAUUCUCAGGAUUACUUGCUGUAAGAAUGUGUCUCGUUGAAUCCUAUAAUGUUUGGCCAGAUUUCAAGAAAGAUAUGGAAUUUGCAAAUUGGAUCAAGAAAAACACUCCAUAUAAUGCGACAUUUGUCACAGAUACAUGGCAUGGAAAUCCUGUUUCAACGUUAGCAGGGAGACAGUUGCUUUAUGGAUAUCUCGGAUGGAUUUCUUCACAUGGAAUUGAUUACACAGCAAGAUAUAAUGCUUUGAGUAAAUACAAGAGUAACAAGAAUAAUGUGAAAUUGCUGGAUAAUUUUGAUGUGACAUAUUACGUUGAAACACCAAAAGAAAAGCCAAUUACACCUUAUGAAGAGCAUUGGAAACAGAUUUAUAAAUUUGAAAACUAUAAAGUAUAUAAAAGGAUUAAUAAAACGACUUAA